Ananas comosus (pineapple) is the source of this 1369-nucleotide messenger RNA. RefSeq lists its product as uncharacterized. The record is from RefSeq and is a predicted model, not a curated record. NCBI's taxonomy places the organism in Eukaryota, Viridiplantae, Streptophyta, Magnoliopsida, Poales, Bromeliaceae. Bases 1 to 945 code for a protein of 314 amino acids. Gene Ontology annotation, cellular component: chloroplast thylakoid membrane. The transcript has 6 exons.
AUGGUCGAUUGUAAUGAUGUUCUCGGAUGUGAAAAUGUUGAGAGCUCAGGGCACCACGGAAGAAAAGAUUUUCAUAGUUCAAAAGUUCAGUGGGAAAGCAGGAUGCUUCAAUUCUCUGUAAAACACUACAUUUUAUUCUCAUUAUCCUCUUUUCCUCGCGCUUCCACUUCACCACCAUGCUCCACUCCCACCACCUCCUCUACCAUUUCACCCCCCUCCCGACUCGCGGAGCUCCCCGACGAUGCGGCGCCGCCGCCGCCGCCGCCGCCCCCGGCGGAGGACGACGGCGGAGGGCCCGUAGAGCUCCCCUCCUCUGCCCCCUCUACCAUCUUCGCCGUCGACGACAACCCGUCUCCGCUCCAGGUCGCCACCAGCGUCCUCCUCACCGGCGCCAUCUCCCUCUUCCUCUUCCGCUCCCUCCGCCGCCGCGCCGAACGAGCCAAGGAAUUGAGAGUGAGGUCGACGGGGUUGAAGAAGACGAAGGAUAUGAAGGAGGAGGCUUUGGAUAGUUUGAAGGCAAUGGGCGCGACUUCUAUUGACGCCGGGCCGCCACCGUCUCCGGCCCAGGCCUUCUUGGGUGGGAUCGCGGCUGGGGUCAUUGCGCUCAUCCUCUACAAAUUCACCACCACUAUCGAGGCUGCGCUUAAUCGGCAGGCCAUCUCUGAUAACUUCUCGGUUCGUCAGAUAACAAUAACAAUAAGGACGAUCGUUAAUGGCUUGUGCUACUUAGCGACUUUCGUGUUUGGGAUUAAUUCCAUCGGCUUGACACUCUACUCUCUUCAGCUUGCUAUUGGUUCGAUUAUGGACGGUGGCUCCGGUAAGUCUCCAUCUUCUAAGGAAGAAGGUGAACAGCUGAAUACAAAGGCUUCUGACGAAAGCUCUUCGGAAAAUGUGGAAUCCGCAAGCAAUGACUUGCAGCAGACUUCUGAUAAGAGUAAAAAUUGAUAAGAAUGAUGAAAGGAAAACUCUGGCAGUAGAAGCUUAUUUCCAUCUUUCCCUGUAAAUGAUUAUCACAUUAUUCAUUCGCAUAGAUGAUUGACGAAAUUCCAGCGAAACAAUGUACACGGAAGAUAUUUUGUGCAUCAGCCGCUGCAGCAAGAGCAAGCCUAGAGUUUACAAGAUUUUCUUCUCUCCUUUUUUUUUCCCCAGUUUUACUCUUUCUGUUGGACACUGAGGAAGAGGCUGAGUGUGUUGUACUGCCACUUUCUGUAACUCUAUAGUAUGUUGAUGACAAUGUCAAGCUGGAACCAUAUGGCAUCUGAAUCCGAAUCCAAUAAUCGGUGAUGAUAUCAAGUUGGAUUCCGAUCUAUGUAUUAUCUGAGUUACAUCCUGAUAAGCUAUUAAAUCCAUGGUUUAGGAUUCGAAAGCA